GGAUGCGCUCCUGAGGGCCCGGGUCCCCGGGGCGCUCGUUGCUGCGGCCCGGAGGGCGCUCCUGCACCGCGCGGGGUCGCUCGGUGCAGCCGGGAGCCCGUGGCCGCUGGGGACUUCUCGUUCCUGAGGACCGCGAACGCGGAGCCCUGUCCCCGGAGCCCAGAGCCCAGUCCGCGGGGGUUAAGCAUUGUUCCAGUCUGUGACCCGGGCGGCCGGCUGGCCUCCGCUUCUUUGGCGCCGGGAGUGAGAUCGGCCAAGGGCCUGGACCUGGUCCUGGUUUUCCCGGGUCCUCUCAACAACGUUUCCCGGAUCCCCCGGGUGUCCAUACCUCUUGGGUCUCCGUACCCCUUGAUCCCCUUACCCCUGGGGUCCCUGCACCCCUCGAGCCUCGGCCUUGCCGAUGCCCCCGCCAGCGGCGGGGAGCUCGCCACCCUGCCCGCCUUGGCUUCCACUCCGCUGGUAAAAAUCACAUUGUGAAGAUAGUAAUUAUCCACAAUCGUUAAACGGCAGCAAUUAAGAGACUUCAUCUACUUCCCGAGUUUCCUUGUGACAUUUCUAUUGUUUACCCUUAAUAAACCCGGAGGGAGGCUUCGCAGGAUUAAAGCAGGUUAAAGUGGGCAAUGAAAAGGGUGUGGGUGGGGGAGGCGGAAAGUGCAGGAAACUCGGCGCUGGAGCAACUUGGGUUUAGUGCUGCAGGGGAAGGAUUGUUUUCCCUUUGGAUGUGCCGCUCUGGGGAACCCGCGCUUUUGUCCUCUGUUGAAAGAUCUGUAUUCAGACCCACACGGGUGCUGAUGGGUGGACUUAGAGACACGCGAGGAAGCGACCCCCCCUCCCCCACCAGCAGAGACUCAGGGAACUCUGAGAAACGUGUUUUGAUUACUACCUCGAAGUACAAUGGUGCUUUACCUAAUGGUGACAGGGGCAGGAGGAAAAGCAGAUUUGCCCUGUAUAAGCGGACCAAGGCCAACGGUGUCAAACCCAGCACAAUCCACGUGGUCUCCACACCCCAGGCAUCCAAGGCCAUCAGCUGCAAAGGUCAACACAGCAUAUCGUACACUUUGUCACGGAACCAGACCGUAGUGGUGGAGUACACACAUGAUAAUGACACGGACAUGUUUCAGGUGGGCAGGUCAACAGAAAGUCCCAUCGACUUCGUGGUCACAGACACGGUUUCCGGCGGUCAGAACGACGAUGCCCAGAUCACACAGAGCACCAUCUCUAGGUUUGCCUGCAGGAUCGUGUGCGACAGGAACGAGCCAUACACAGCACGCAUAUUCGCAGCAGGGUUCGAUUCUUCCAAAAAUAUAUUCCUCGGCGAGAAGGCGGCAAAGUGGAAAAACCCUGGCGGGCACAUGGACGGACUCACCACCAACGGCGUCCUGGUAAUGCACCCAAGAGGAGGCUUCACGGAUGAGUCCCAGCCCGGAGUCUGGAGAGAGAUCUCCGUCUGUGGAGACGUGUACACCUUGAGGGAGACCAGGUCGGCCCAGCAGAGGGGGAAGCUGGUGGAAAGCGAGACCAAUGUCCUGCAAGAUGGCUCCCUCAUUGACCUGUGCGGGGCCACGCUCCUCUGGAGAACCGCCGACGGCCUCUUCCACGCACCGACUCAGAAGCACAUUGAAGCCCUCCGGCAGGAGAUCAACGCAGCCCGACCCCAGUGUCCCGUGGGCCUCAACACCCUGGCCUUCCCCAGCAUCAACCGGAAGGAAGUGGUAGAAGAGAAGCAGCCCUGGGCGUACCUGAGCUGCGGUCACGUGCACGGCUACCACAGCUGGGGCCAUCGGAGCGACGGCGAAGCCAACGAGCGGGAGUGUCCCAUGUGCAGGACUGUGGGCCCCUAUGUCCCCCUCUGGCUGGGCUGUGAGGCAGGGUUUUAUGUCGAUGCAGGACCUCCAACUCACGCUUUCACCCCCUGUGGGCACGUCUGUUCGGAGAAGUCCGCAAAGUACUGGUCCCAGAUUCCACUGCCCCACGGAACCCACGCAUUUCACGCCGCCUGUCCGUUCUGUGCCACGCAGCUGGUUGGUGAACAAAACUGCAUCAAAUUGAUUUUCCAAGGUCCAGUGGACUGACACCCUGGACGACCGUCUACAUGACGAUAACACGUUACUGUGAAGAUUUCGCCACUAACUGUAGAUCCUACCUUUUUGUAAGGCUCUUUGUUGAGGGGACGGCGGACUGAGUUGGGACGACAGAGGUGGGGCAGGCGAUGACAGAUACCACUGUGUUUGGCAUGCCCAGAACAGCAGCCUCACCUGAGGUCUGCCUGACUAAACUUUAAUACCUGUGUAAUGAUUAGAUUUCAACUGCCAUGCUUUUAUUUUUAACUUUAGGUUUUUAACCAGAUUUUUUUCCCCCUUUGUAAACUUGGGUAAGAUUUUACAAAUGUAGAAGAAGGGUACUCUGCAGAUGUCUCUUAGAGCACAGCCUGCAGAGCUGUGUGGCACAGGAGUCACACAUCUGGUGAUGUUCAGUGGUUGGGAAUACUUGACAGUGGCCAGAAUCUGACCCAGUACCAAAGGGCCAGCUCUGUUGGCCCUGCCACAAACACCCGUGGACAGGAGGCGUAGACCAUGCACUUGUCUUGAACUCUGUAGCUUUUCCUCACUUUUUUUUUUUUUUUUUUUUUUUUACUUUGGGUGGAAGAGAGAAUCCAUAUACUGUUUCAUUUUAACUUUAGUGGAAUUCACUUACAUAUUCACUCAUCAGAUAUGUGGCAUGUCAAACAAAGAACCCCCCCCCAUGGUCCUAGCCUGCCCUGUUAUUAAUUUUGCUUAGCGUGACACUUACAUGUCAAGAAGUGAUUGGUUGGUUGGUUAACUGAUUGAUUGAUGAUUGAAUUCAUGAACUGAGGGUGGCAGCAGCGGGCGUGUCCUAGGUACUCUAACAUCAGUUUUAUCUGCACACCAGAAAACUUAAGACCCAAGUGGGAUUUAAAAUACGCUUUUACUUCUAAAACCACUUGCUGGCACGUCCUGUGUUUCCUUUCUCUUCUUCUUAGGAAAGCCCAAGAUUUUUUAAGCCCAGAAGCAACAAGCAACAGCGAGAUUGUCAUUUCUGUCCCCUACCUUCCCACCAUCUGUCACCUUCCCUCACAGCUUAAGGAACCCCAUAAGGUUUUUGGUUUUGUUUUUUGUUUUUUGUUUUUUUUAAUGUUUGCAAAUCAAGCUAAAUCUAAAUGUGAUUGUCAGCUACACGGAGCACUGAGUGGCAUGUGUGUAGAGAUUGGUCGAGAUUCCUGCUUUUGAGAGGGCAAGUGAGUGUUUACUGGGGAAUCAUUAAAUCAGUUUCAUAUGAGCUGCACUGCCCCUCUCUGUUUCAUCUUGCAUUGAUUGAUAAUGCCUGAGUGCUUGUUUUCUAUGCUUGGUGACAGUGGUAUCAGAGGCUCCCAGAAUGUCAGCAUGGAGACACACUGCUGGGCUUAGCUGCAUUCCACCCCAUUCCCAGGGAGAAAGUCUUCGGUUAAAUUAACAUCUGCUCAGAGGGACCGCCAACAGAUCUGAUCUGCCUGUUUUAGCUUUUGUAAAUAUAAAUAAUUUAUAUGAUUAUGACAUAUCCAUACUUGAAUCGGUUUUUCCAUAUCUUGCCUAUUAGCAGAUAUUUCACCUAUUUUCAACCAAUUAAACCUAUUUGAGUAGUUUUUCCUGAAGGCAAAACGGUAAUAUUAAUUCCUCUGUAGUGUUGCUGCUUAGUUCGACUCAAUUUGCUGGAGUUACCUGUCAUUUUAAAAAUAGCUUUAUUUUCCCUUGGAGACUGUUAAGAAUUAUGAGAGAGUUUUUUGUUUUAAUUAUAUUUAUGAUGUGAAAAUCCAACAACAGUCUUUUUACUGGUAGUUCCCUAUGUUCUACAUAGAUAACCUGCAGAAAAAAAUGAAAUAAAGACAGAGAGAGAGAGAGAGAAAGAGAGAGAGAGAGAGAAAGAGAGAGAGAGAGAGAGAAGAGAACUUUCUAGAGAAACCUAGGGUGCCACCUGGUGCAGCCAGCGUUUUUAUCACUGGUUUUCCUCCCCACCCCACCCCACCCCGCCUCUAGUUAUAUGGAAAUUUAUAGUUUGAGGGUUCCUGUCGUAAUCUUGUAAGAUAAAGGGUCUCACACCCAGUAAGGUUAAAUUUUAUAUUUCACCCAUCAAAAAUAAAAAACAAAAACAAAAGAAGAAAAGCACCAAACUUGUUUUUUCAAGGAAGUUCACUCUGAUACCAGACUACUCUGUGUCAAGAACCAUGUCUGGCACAUACCUCGGAAUAAGGCAAGCAUCCCAGCAUCAGAGGUCAUAACAUGGCGAACUCGGUAAUAAACCACAGGCUCUCCGUAGGGGCCACCUUAGCUCUUUGGUUUCCAGGUGAGGUCCCACCCCCGACCCCUGCCAGAGGAAUAGUCAGCCUGCAAAGGCAGCCACGCCACCGCGACUGGGGCAGCUUCUGAUGAGUCGCUUCUCUACUGAGGAAAGGUUUUUAAGUUUGAAAAACGGUUUGUUUGGUUUUUUUUGAGAAUGAAGAACUGAAGUUCACCCACGUAGAAUGAGACCGUGGAGAGAAGGAAGCUUCUCCAAGGUCAGCUCUGGGUGUUCCGGUUGGGCUGCCAUCACUUGAACGAUGAGCCCCACACCUCCUCCCACUUGUAUAUAAGAAAACCACCGACCGCUCAUCCUGGUCUCACCCCGACCAGUCGUCUUUUCAAAUAGGUUUCCAGAAGUCAAGCCCUUGUGACACACCUCCAUAGAUGCUAUUUUUUUUUUCAGUUGUUUGUGUCAUUUUCUUACAAAAGAAAAAUCAGAGUGAAUGGGAUAUAGCUCUGAGUAUUUUUCUAGUGUUUUUUAUUAUUGUUGUUGUUGUUGUUGUUGUUGUUAAUAAACGGUGCUGCCGGGUCAUGCACACCGUGGUUCUCAACAUUUCUCUGAUUUCGUUCAGCUUUUGCAAAAAAUAAAAAAAAGAAAAAGGGCUACACAGUUCACACUGCAGAGUUAAGCAUUAAGCUUUCCAAGUCCUUCCCCCAUCCCCGUCCGUCUGUGGCCCAGAAGAAUUAAAAUCUUGUAAUAUAAAUAGAGCAUAUUUAUAUCAUUCCUCAAUAGUUAAUUAUAGGGUUUGGUACCUUUGUGCCUCAGGGAAGCCACGUGAUUAUAACUGGUUAUAGACUUUCAGGGUUAGGGUGUAGAGAAAGGAGAAAGCCAUUAGAAAACAUUGGAGGCCAUUAUGGAGGCGAGCUAAUCUAGGUGCAGAAGAUGCCAGGACCGGCGUAAGUGCGAUUGUAGUAGAAUUUGUUUCCCAGUGCUAGUAGGGAAAUCGUUUUUAAGUUAUUACGUAUACUGUAUUUGGAGAGUCGAGAACUUUCCAUAAAGCAGCAAGGGCCCCUAUUUUUGCUUACCAGUCUCUGCAAGUAAGAGCUCAGUAUUGAUUUCUGAACCCCUUUAAGAGUUUAGUGUACACAUGCUCUACAUAUGUGCACUAACGGUUGCUCCUUGGUUCCACUCCCUGCUUUUCUUCCCCAGAGGUGUUCUUUCCUUUCGGUGGGCACAGAGGUGGGCAGUCAUGCCACUCUCAGUACUGGCUUCAUGCAGUCUUGCCUCUAACAGUAGAAAUUAAGAGAGACAAGCCCCAGGACCUUGAUUUCACCAGAUGUGAUUCUGUUCCCAGAGCUGUCAAUCUCAUGACCCCAGAGCUCCGCCUUUGGGCUGAGGGUCCAAAGCUCCUGCGGUGGUGAGCAUAGGUCGCUGUGGUGGUGAGCAUAGGUCGAGGCUCCAGCCCUUGCUUCAUAACCCAGGGCCAAUGAGAGAACUUGAGAAUAUUUGUAAAGGAAGCUAAGCAUUCCUGAAGUGGUAAAAAAACACAAGAAUUCUGUCAUUACUUUUUAGUAACACGUCCUCACAAAUGUCCACGUGCCCUCAUGACUCCCUAAUGGGCAGUAGGGAAAACAAACUUAUUUUCCAGGUCUGCUUAACUUUCUAAACAAAAAUAAACAUGCUGAAAAGGAUGUUCUGCCUCUUAAGGUGAUAUCACAGGCCGCUUCUCUGUGUUAAAUAAUCUAGAAGUUAGGGGGCUGGGUCAUAUUUACCAUGUAUAGUGUUACGAGCAGUUAAAUUUUAUGGCUAUAUUUGUAAAAUCUGUUCUUUUAUAUUUCAUGUCAAAUCAAGAAAUUUAUUUCUUCACUGUUGUACCUGUGGAAAUACAAGCCAUUUUACAGGGGAAAAAAAAUCUCCAAAAGCUAUUAAACGAAUCUCACCAUGUUUGUAAGCUGUCUUCAGACUUUUGUUAUCACUGGCUUCACGGGGACAUUCGGCAGGACGUGGAGGCAGACGUAGACUUUAAUUGUACAUUUCUGGAGCUUCCCACCUGAGUCCCAGACAGGAUUGUUGUUUCCUUAUACUCUACGCACUGCAUUCUUACGUCCGUGGUCUGAAAUCUCCCAAAUUUUUUAUUAAAGAAACUUGGAUUUAUUAAGGAAA
Rattus norvegicus (Norway rat) is the source of this 6438-nucleotide messenger RNA. The record is from RefSeq and is a predicted model, not a curated record. Lineage: Eukaryota; Metazoa; Chordata; Mammalia; Rodentia; Muridae.